AAUUUCUGAAAUGGAUAACAUUAAUAACGUUUCAGAAAACAAGGAAUUUGAUCAUGGAACUGACGUCUUUAACAUGAGGAAAAAAACCUAUUGGGAUGUCUAUGGCCUACGAAGUUACCAAGACAAAGGAAAAUAUAGUGUUUGUCUGCAUAGAACCUUUGAUGGAACGCUUGUGUUACGAAAUAAUUUGAUAAAACCUUUAAUCGACCUAUUUGAAAAAGAAUUAAAGGCCUGCCUUGUUCGAAGGAAACAACAUCAAGACCAGAUUCUCAAUAUUCGCUAUCCUGACAAAACUUCUGAUCUAUAUCUAGACUAUUUGGAAAAUUGUGAUGAGCAAGGAGAAAAUUGCAUGAGGGUUCCGACAGACAACAUAGAGAGGAAGCUCCAGUUUCACAAUACACAGAAAAGUGAAAAAAUUAUUAGAAUGAGACAAAAAAUAAUUAAGGUAAUUGACCUUUUACGACAAAGAACUCUUAAUCAUUUAACCUUUAUCACAAGCGGAAGUUUAGCAGAAGGGUUAGACUUGCCAGGUAGCGAUAGAGAUGCCAUGAUAGUGGACAAUGAUGUACAUAUUGUGCAAAAUUUGAAAAAGAUCUACUUUCCUCAACAGCAAUUGACAUUACUUAUGGAAAGAGAUAAUCAACAUUAUGGAUUUACAAAAUUAAAAUUGAUAAUGGAAGAUGUUUAUGUUAACGUCACAACAUUCUUUUUAAAAACAGAAAAUGGAACUUAUUUAUCGAAUCGUCGAUGUCUUAAUUAUUUUUUGAACAAACAUUCAGUGUACGAGAUAUCAAUACAUGGUCCGUGUGUGUCUGAUAAACAGAUGGUGCAAGAUAUAGCCUUUUGUUUUCAAUUGCACGAAUGGCCUUCUGUAGCCAAAGGCUGGAUCUAUCGACAUAGAUCAAGACAGUGGCCAGGUGGAGCUUUGAUUGACAGUGUAAUUAGUGAUGGAUGUUUACUUGUACCUAUUGGCCCAAAAUAUGUUGACAAUGAAUUAUUCUGGAGAAUAUCAUUUUCAUUAGCAGAAAAGAAGCUAGUUCACAGUUUUAAUUAUACUCAGUUCAUGUGUUACACUGCAAUGAAAUUUUUAUUGAAAACAAUAAUAGACAAAAACGAGGCUACAAAAGAUUUAUUAUGUUCGUAUUUUUUGAAGACUGCAUUAUUCUGGGUAUCGGAAGAAUGUUCUAAAGAACAGUUUCAAGUAUACAAAAUCUCACAAUGCUUGAAGCUCUGUCUCAAUAAACUUAUUGUAUGGGUUGAUAAAUGUUAUUGUCCUAACUUCUUUAUUCCGGAACAAAAUAUGUUUAAAGGAAAAGUAACCUCUUCAAACAAUAUACAGCUUUUAGAGUUCCUAAUAAAGAUUAGAGAUGAGAGGUUGGAAAACAUACUUGAUAAUUUUAUCAGUUGGACAAUUGCCACAAAUUCUAUUUGCCAGAUUGCAACAUUAGAACUUUUGUUUUUUAGAGUUAACCGAGAUGUUAUAAUACUGGAUAUCAACGACGGUUUUGAAUGUUUAAUACGAAUAAACAACCUGCUUAUGUCCGAAUCUUCAUCUUUUAUACACGGUAUUUGUAAAUUUUAUCAUAGUAUCGCAAGCCAACAUUCUGUACAGUCUUUUCCUUUGUCGGAAGUAUUGUUAGGAUCUGAUCAUGAACAUUGUCCUCGACAUAAGCUAUUUUCUUAUAAAUCAAACAAAACUCAUUAUUAUCUACGCCGUAAAAUGUUACACGAUGGUACGAAGUCAGAUGCAGUGUCUGGUUGGCUGUUUUAUGCAUCAUAUUAUUACUUAAGAGAACAAUAUACCGCAGCUUUGAAAAUUGUGGAUUAUGUUCUAAGUCGGUGUGAACCUGGAUUGUUAUCUUUAUUAGUGAGCAGUUAUGAUUCCCAGCAGAUAAUCAAUUACCAAAAUAUUGCUGCGUGUAGGAGUUUGACAUUAAAUGAAAGGAUGAAAUUAUUAACUUAUUCGAAUAUAAACUUUGUUAAAAACUCUGCAUUGAUACCAACCGAAUUACAAUACGAGGUACAAAAACGGAGCCUAAUAGUACCACCCGUUGUGAUGUCACACUGUUUGCGUUUUUUCUGUUACCAUCAUUUACAUGAUAUUUACAACAGACAACAGUCUUUACAAGAUCUGCUGGUUACAAUAGAACAAAGAUAUUUCGUUGUAGAAAAUUUGCUGUCCCCUUCCUAUACAUUAUUAGGAAUUUGUUAUCAGAUUUCUGGAGACCCACAAUCAGCUCAUCGAUGUUAUGAGAAAGCAUUAUGUAGUGGGGGUUUUAUUUGUGAAAGUGCAGGAACCAGACUAGCGAAUCUUAUAUCUAACUCUGUAGUGUAAUAUAUGAUUCAUAUGCAUAACACAUGAUUUUAGAAUCACAUGUACUCGUAAUGUACAUGUACGCUCAAUGCAAAACUUUAAGAGCUAAAUAAAUGAUAAUUUAAGAGCUAAACACAAAACAACACAAUCGUCGGGGAUCAAUGUUGCUUGCUUUUAGUUAGUAAAAAUCAUAAUACGUUAUAAAAUUGUAUUAUCUAAAAGUUAUAGACUAUGCCAACUAUUCGGAAUACAGAAUUAAGUAACAAAAAAAAAAUUAAGUGUUAGUAACCUCAAAGCAAGGAUAAAGCAUAGAUAGAAAAUACUUCUUCUUCAUACCAUGACUGGCAACCACAUGCAACAGGCGUAUUGAAGUAGCAAUAACCAAUUACUUAUGAUCGGGACAAACUAUUUUUGUGCCCUCUAAUAUUUGAGCUCAACAUAAAAAAUAAUCAUGAAUAUACACAUUACAUUAAUAUAUAUAAAAAGUAAAAUAACAAAAAUUCCGAACUCCAAGGAAAAUUCAAAACGAAAAGUCUUUUAUCAAAUGGCAUAAUAAAAAGCUCAAACACUUAAACGAAUGGAAAACAGCUGUCUGGUUUUACUAGUAAAACUUAAAAACAUCGUGAACCUAAUCUAUUUUAGAUAGAACAAAUGUUUGCAUCAAGUGAAAAACGAAUAUCCCGUCUUCAAAACAUUCUCUUGUUCUCCUAGAAAAUGAAAUAGUCGUCACCUUAUAUCUUUUAGAGAAAAAUAAAUUAAAUCUUGUUCUUAUGUUUUCGCCAUAGACUGUAGUAUAAGUACCAUAUAUACCAUGGUUCUUACGAGCAAAUACAUUUGAACUAACGAAUCCGAAGGAUGAGUUUGUUUAAAUGUGUGAAUGAGUAAGACACGUGGUAUAUAUAGUUUGUAAUAUAAAUAAAAGGGGAUAACAAGGCUACAUUAGGAGUGGAACAUGUUAAUGUCUUUGAAUUAACCAUAUAUGUAUAUCCAUGAAGGGGGAAAGGGGUAGGGUCCCUUGCCCUCUUAAUCCGUAUCUGACAAGGAUAUCAAACAUUAUUCUACUGACGGUAAGUUUUGUUUUAUUGAUAAUUUUCAAGAUAUUGUACAAAGAUUUUUAUUUGACAGGUUUUUUUAUUUCAAUUUACCUUUUAAUUGCCACUGAACGUUAAGCAACCAACAAUCAAUCGAUUUUACCUUUUAGCUUUUAGUAUAAACGGCUUCUUUAUUUAGCAGGCCUUUAAAUGAGCUUAAAUUUAUAAAAAAAUACCAAUGAAAGUUACAACUUUAUUUUCGUAUUAUGAAUAAAAAACAUUAAUCGAUAUGUUUUUUCCUCUAUCGAUAACAUUGAUUAUUACCAAACAUUUAAGACAACACUAAUAUUGAACAAUUUUGUUCCCUCUCAGUUACUCAAUGUUAGAUUUCCUAAAUAGCUGAGAGGCGGAUAUAUUUCAGAAAAUGGGGUGGAGCUUAAGCCAUGGAAUAACAUCAAAAUGAGCAUGUUGUACCAUAGCUAAGCUCCUCCUACUUUUCUUUAAUAUUCUAGUUGGGUUUAAUUUUACGUGUUUAGUUAUCAAAGUAUGGUACAACAUCAAAUUGAAGAUAAUAGACCAUGGUUUUCGAUCAACACACUAUUUUUAGCAAAUUAUUUCAUUAAAACAUCAAAAGAAAAAAUGCAACUUAUAUUACAAUACUAGUUAACGGUUUCUCUGCCAGUUUAUUUAAUUUAAACGACAUGAAAUGUCAAUCAAAUGCACACGUAUGAGGGUGUUGAUGGGAGUUUACA
This is a messenger RNA of Mytilus californianus (California mussel), 4097 nucleotides long. RefSeq lists its product as uncharacterized. Bases 11 to 2335 code for a protein of 774 amino acids. The record is from RefSeq and is a predicted model, not a curated record. The transcript is spliced from 2 exons. Lineage: Eukaryota; Metazoa; Mollusca; Bivalvia; Mytilida; Mytilidae.